Penicillium daleae is the source of this 1170-nucleotide messenger RNA. RefSeq names its product SOS response-associated peptidase. Gene Ontology annotation, molecular function: single-stranded DNA binding. The coding region runs from base 1 to 1170 and encodes 389 amino acids. Gene Ontology annotation, biological process: DNA damage response. NCBI's taxonomy places the organism in Eukaryota, Fungi, Ascomycota, Eurotiomycetes, Eurotiales, Aspergillaceae. The transcript has 3 exons. The record is from RefSeq and is a predicted model, not a curated record.
AUGUGUGGACGCUACGCUUUGGGCGUGCGCUUGGCGUACAUCCAACAGCAGCUGCAAGAGCGAGGAAUGCAAGUAGAUGAAGCUCCAGAUGAUGACGAUGUCCGUGAAACAUACAACUUUGCGCCGGGAAGCUUUGGCGCAAUCUACCGUGCCGACAUCCCUGACCACCAGACUCGCUCCGAGCGGGACACAGAAAAGGGUCAAGAGCAGAAUGACAAUGUCCCCGAGCAAGAGACUCAAAUUGAGGAGAAAGAGAAAGAAAAUGACACUUCAUCGGGGGCCCAUCCCAAAUACAAGCUUCAAAGCAUGAAAUGGGGCCUCAUCCCUUUCUGGACAAAGAGGCAGCCAGACUACGGUUCUAUGAUGCGCACGAUCAAUUGUCGCGAUGACUCGUUAAUCGAUAAUCGCGGCAUGUGGACGACUAUGAAGCAACGCAAAAGAUGUCUUGUGAUCUGUCAGGGCUUCUACGAAUGGUUGAAGAAGGGACCAGGGGGUAAAGAGAAAGUCCCGCACUUCGUCCGGCGUAAGGACGGUGACCUUAUGUGCUUUGCUGGACUGUGGGAUUGCGUGAAAUAUGAAGACUCGGAUGAGAAGCUGUACACGUACACCGUGAUUACUACCUCAUCUAAUUCUUAUUUGAAAUUCCUCCAUGAUCGGAUGCCUGUUAUCCUGGAUUAUGGAAGCGAAGAGAUGCGAACAUGGCUCGAUCCUACCCGAAAGACCUGGUCAAAGGAACUGCAGUCCAUUCUGAAACCCUACGAAGGCGAGCUCGAAUGCUAUCCCGUUUCGAAGGAAGUAGGCAAGGUUGGCAACAAUUCGCCGGACUUCAUUAUACCAGUCAACAGCAAAGAGAACAAGAGCAACAUUGCCAAUUUUUUCGCUAAUGCCAAGGCGAAAGACGCGUCCCCGAAGAAGGAGCCUGGUAUUAAGGCUGAAGGAGAUGAAGACAAGAAGGAUAUCGCUGCACACGGCACGAAGAGAGAGCAUGCGCCAGAACCAGCGAGCCCUGAUAAUGAGACCAAGAAACAAAAGGUGCAUCAACGCGCACUCUCGCCCUCGCCGCAAAAAUCCAAAACGCGUAGCGCAACCCACAAUACGCCGAUGAAGAAGGCAGUGGGGUCCAAACCACCAGCCGGAUCACAACGGAUUACGAAUUUUUUCAAGAAAUGA